Archocentrus centrarchus (flier cichlid) is the source of this 3413-nucleotide messenger RNA. RefSeq names its product interferon gamma receptor 1 (gene ifngr1). Bases 231 to 1433 code for a protein of 400 amino acids. Gene Ontology annotation, biological process: cytokine-mediated signaling pathway. Gene Ontology annotation, cellular component: plasma membrane. The transcript has 7 exons. Gene Ontology annotation, molecular function: cytokine receptor activity. The record is from RefSeq and is a predicted model, not a curated record. Lineage: Eukaryota; Metazoa; Chordata; Actinopteri; Cichliformes; Cichlidae.
GACGCCGGAGGGGCAGUUGUGGAGAAUGUGCGUCACUUCUUGUCGGCAGAUUUCUGUUGAAAUUUUUUUGUACAACUAUUGAACUUUAAGAAAAACUCACCGAUGAGAAAUGAAACAUGUUGCUGUGACAAAUCUGCUUCUUCAAUGAGAGCAAGUUGAAAUUUUACCUAUUUAAUUUGGCUCUCGAGCUCUGAAGAGGACGCUGAAAUUAAACAGUCGAAGCCGGAACCAUGUCUCUGCACGACGCGUUCACGGCUCUGCUCCUUCUGGUCGGCGGUGUUUCUGCCCUGAUUGUUUCACCUCCAGCUAAUGUAAACGUGAGCUGCCAAAAUGUUAACGUCUCAGUCCGCUGGGAUUACAGCACAGAAGAAUCCCAAACGGUCUUCAGGGGAAACAUCCAUCCAUGGAAUUGUACAUUUGAAACCACAGCUCAUCAGUACGACCUGAGCAACUGCAUUUGGAAACAGGAAGAGAGAUACCUGAAGAUUAUGCAUGUCACUAUAGCAGCUAUACGGGGAGGCAACCAGUCCAAAGCUGUGUCAUCAAAUACUUUCUCCUUUAACAGAAUCAAGACAGUUGAGACAAAAUGUUCUUUAGAUUUUCCUUCAGUAGAAAUAAAAGUGGAUGAGUUGAUGGGCACAGUAGGUUUCAAGAAUCCGCUCUACUUCUACAAAGAACUGAAGCAGGUGAACACAGAUGCUGCUACAUUGGACUUCAAAGUCUCUACUACACAGGGAAGCUUUAAAGGAUCGUGCUCAAAGGAAGAAACUUGCAAAUGUGAUGUCUCAUUCCACGAGGGUGCGGAGAAGUGUGUCACGCUGACAGGAAUGAUGUUUUUCCGGAUUGGUGUUGAGCAGAUGGAGUUCAGGAAGACGCCCAAGAUCUGUGACCAUCAUAAACCGAGAGAAAAUUUCCAUGAGAUUGUGCUCGGAGUUGUGCUGCUGUCCAUCGUUUUCCUUGCUAUCCUUGUGCUAAUUGCUUGCAUCUGUAAGGUGCAAGCUUGGACAAUGGAGUCCUUCAAGUCUUUACCCAAGUCUCUGAGAACAAAUGAGGGGGGACAGCCUUUGGUGCAUAAAAAUCCAGCCGGACCAGACAUUAGUUCAGUCCACAUCUGCGACCCACACAAAAGCCUUCCCGUCAGCUCAGGGUACCCCAACCACUCUGAGGAUCUCCAGGACAGCAGUGCUGGCUCUGACUGCAAGUCUGCCAGUUGCCUCGACAUGGGAACACAACAUCUGGACUACAGUGAGCCAGAUAUGGAGGAUGUGGGGUUGAUCUCUGACAGAAACAGUACAGAUGAUGACUCUGCAGAUGACUCUGAGAAGACAGAGUGUGUUUCAGUUGAAGAAGUGGUGUCUCCCUAUGACUGCCCGCAUGUUCUGAGGCUGGACAUGGGUAAUGGAGAAGUGGCCACAGGUUACACCGGGAAUUAAAUCAGUUCUCAGAGGACUUGUUUUGAGAUUGAAGGGGGUUUUUUUGUUGUUGUUGUUUCUUUGUUUUAGUGAUGGUAAUCAAAGACUAGCAAUCUCAGCCCACCUCUGGAAUGUAAGCUUGUAAAUUUUCACCAUAUUUUUACCUUUUUUAAGAUUUUAAGACUGUGGUUAACACUGCACUGAUGGAGUUGGUUGUCUCAGGGAAACAAGGUGAUCUUUGUCUUCCAGCUGUCCAGCUGGUUAUGGAAGCAGCUAGGUGGAUCUCUGCUGGUGUCUGCCCCUGCAGCAGUGCGCACCAGUGUUAAAGAGUGGCCGCUUCGAAGCACAGUGAGAAUCUCAGAUUUGAAGUUCAAGGAAACGAGCUUCAAAAGAAGGAUACCUCAGGAGGGACGGUUCCCCUAAAUCACACACACACACACACACACACACACAGAUGGAUUUCAAAUAGGAAGAUCGAUUUAACUUCAUCUCUGCUUAGGAUAUUUUUAGAUAUAAACUGAUUGGGCGCAACAUUUAAACCACCUGCCUAAUAUUGGGUAGCACUCAGUCGUGCUCCAUGACAGUGGCCCCUUUCGUUGUAGGUCUGUGUGGUUUUCCAGCACAUCCUGCAGAUGCGUGGUCAAAUUGGGAUUUAUCAGUGCAGUGAGGGGGCUGACUGGUUUAGAUGAGUCCAAAUGAGGUUGUUGGAGUACCAUUUUGGGUCAUUUUAUCCUGCAGAAAGCAGUAGUAAUGAAAACUGCAAAUAUCUGCAGGAGCAAUAUAAACUAUUUUAAACAAAUUGUGCUCCACAAAAGCUCCAGCAGCAUCUACACGUCUAUUAAUUUUCUAAACUCACCCGCAUCAUAGUGUGACUGGAGCCUAUGCCAGCUGACAGUGUGUGAAGCAUCCAUCCAUCCAUCCAUCCAUCCAUCCACUUCUGCUUAUCUAAUUUCAAGUCACGGGUAGACUGGAGCCUUUCCCAGGUGUCAUUGGGUGAGAAUCAGGGUAUAACCUGGACAGGCUGCUGGUCUAUCACGAGGCUCAAGGUGAGGGCAGGAAAAACCUCCAAAUCCUGACAUCAAACCAAACUAUGACGGGAUAAAUAAAGAUGUUUGUUUUAUGUUAUUGUUGUUGUUGUAUUGACCCUUAAAGAGUCCUAAAAACCGUUCUGAGCCACUGUAAGGUUUUUGCGUGACUAGUCAGAGAUAAAAAAAAAAAAACUUUCCAGUCCCGACAGCAGAACUGCAGGUGUCACAUCUUUCCACACUGCUGACUGUGCCUCACCUGCGCAUUGUUGUUUGGGAAAACUGAAACCAGAAAAACUGGCCCUGUAGGUCAUGGGUUAGUGUUUUUCUUCUGCAUGCGUCAUACGCAAACUGGUAUUUACUUCAGGGUUGAUGUUUUAUUUUUUUAAUAAUGGGGGAAAUUUCAGAUAUUGAUGUAUUAAAGGUAUUUUUGUACAUGUCCUUAUGUAAUCACAUUUAACCCCCAUUUACUCGAGCCUGUAACUGCUCUGUAUAAAGGUUUGACUGAAACAUUUAGGUCUGCUUUCUCCACAGCGUGGGAGUUUGACUGCUUGAAUGUAAACACGCAGUUUUGCCAAAGAUGGUUUUAAGUCUGCUGAGUGUCACCUGUGGGGGAUGAAAGAAAUGUUGAGAUCAGCAGGAACCUUGAAAACUGCUUACAGCGUGUUUUAAUCAUUUGUCUGUAGCAGUGAUGACUUUGGAGGGCUGGGUAUGACUUGAAGUUAUCUGAUACAAAUCAAAGAAAAGAUUUUGACUAACAUAACCAUGAAUCUUCCAUGAAGCAUUAUGUUUGUGUUGCAUAUUGUUUGAAAUGUAAGGUUUGCAUCAUACUUCCAUAGCAUGAAUCUGAACAUAAAGUUCAGAGUGUUUGUUUCGUUUAGCGUAAAAUCUGGUGUAAAAUGCUGCUGUGGACAGUUGCCAUAUUUUUGAAUGAUAUGUGAACAAAGCUCGAGUUCUAUUGAAGUGGAGAUUUGAA